CCAGCCGACCAAUCCUACGUGGCAGUCAUAACCUCCACCCAAAAAAACCGAACCGAACCACCACAAACCCAAUUAUCUUCCUUUUCCUCAAUAGAGAAAAGUCCUUCCUUUCUCGUCUCCUCCUCUUCAUUUUCCGGUUGCUGAAUCUGACUCAGAGGAAGAUAUCAUUGAAAAUUACAGAGAGAAACGAUGCCGUUUUGCGAGGUCGUGAAAGAAGACGUCGGCCCAGAGACGACUCUUAACAAUGCCGCAAUCAAACUCUUCUACAGAACGUACGGUCACGGUCCUAUCAAAGCUCUUCUCAUCAUAGGUUUAGCCGGAACCCAUGAAUCCUGGGGUCCUCAAAUCAUGGGAUUGACGGGGACGGAUAAACCCAACGACGUCGACGGAGGAAUCGUUUCCGAUGAUUCAGGAACCGGCCAAGGCAUCGAGGUCUGUGCUUUUGACAAUCGUGGUAUGGGUCGGAGCUCUAUACCUACCCACAAAUCUGAGUACUCAACAACGAUAAUGGCAAAUGAUUCAAUUAAUUUGUUAGAUCAUUUGGGUUGGAAGAGAGCUCACAUAAUUGGCCAUUCUAUGGGAGCUAUGAUAGCUUGCAAGUUAGCUGCAAUGGUGCCCGAACGGGUUCUUUCGUUGGCGUUGCUUAACGUUACAGGUGGAGGGUUCGAAUGUUUCCCGAAGCUUGACCGGCAAUCGCUUUCCAUUGCGAUACGUUUUCUGAAGGCAAAGACCCCUGAACAAAGGGCAGCUGUUGAUUUGGACACACAUUAUUCAAAGGAUUACUUAGAAGAAUCUGUAGGAACUAACACAAGACGGGCAAUUUUAUAUCAGCAAUAUGUGAAAGGAAUAUCAGAAACUGGAAUGCAGUCCAAGUACGGGUUUGAUGGCCAAAUUAACACUUGUUGGUUACACAAAAUCACAAAACCAGAGAUCGUAGUAAUCCGCUCGGCUGGGUUUCUUGUCUCAGUCAUUCAUGGAAGACAUGAUGUGAUUGCUCAGAUAUGUUACGCAAGAAGACUGGCACAGAGGCUAUAUCCCGUCGCUAGAAUGGUAGAUCUUCAUGGAGGUCAUCUUGUAAGCCAUGAGAGGACAGAAGAGGUUAAUAAAGCUCUUCUCGAGUUAAUCAAGGCGUCAGAAAUGAAGAAAAUACCAACUGAUUGGACUAACCUCACCAUGGAAACACCCGGUUAUUUCAAGAAGAGACUAGCAUUGAUUAGAAGCUCACCGGAAGGCAAGAAUGCCGUCUCUCCCGCACAUUUCAUAGCGGAAAAGUUCCAUCGCUUUCUACUUUUCCUCUUCGGACUUCUGGUUUUGGCAUUUGAGUAUUCAAGAAGAGCUUUUAGGGCUGUAAAACCCGUCAAAGUUGGACCUUGUCUUACAUAACAACAACCCAUCACAUUUCAAUUUGUCGACCAAAUAUAUUCAUACAAGCAAUGAGACAUUUCUUCAAUGAUCAAGCUGAUGAAACAUAAGAGCUUAAAGAUAAGUUUGCUGCAAACAGAAGCUAAGAGAAGAAGACAGAGCUUUCACAUGGAAGAGAUUAUACAAACUGUUGAUAUAUAUACACGUGUAGAGGAUCCAUGACAAACAUUUGUUCUACGGAUGUAAUAUGUAAAGAUAAGUCAUCGAAAACUCAAUAUAAACUUGUAUGUUUUCGUGUACCUAUAGAACAUAACUGUUUUCUU
This is a messenger RNA of Arabidopsis lyrata subsp. lyrata, 1685 nucleotides long. Its product is annotated as putative aminoacrylate hydrolase RutD. The coding region runs from base 190 to 1383 and encodes 397 amino acids. NCBI's taxonomy places the organism in Eukaryota, Viridiplantae, Streptophyta, Magnoliopsida, Brassicales, Brassicaceae. Gene Ontology annotation, molecular function: catalytic activity. The record is from RefSeq and is a predicted model, not a curated record. The transcript is spliced from 11 exons.